Molecule: messenger RNA, 1581 nt
Organism: Phaeoacremonium minimum UCRPA7
Lineage: Eukaryota; Fungi; Ascomycota; Sordariomycetes; Togniniales; Togniniaceae
Product: putative lignostilbene dioxygenase family protein
Exons: 1
Coding region: 1-1581 (526 amino acids)
Biological process (GO): carotene catabolic process
Molecular function (GO): carotenoid dioxygenase activity
Source: RefSeq, a predicted model, not a curated record
AUGACAGCAGCUGUCGAGAAAACCGAUGAAUACUUAGGUCUUGAAUCCAAAUGGACAAUUGCAUAUGACCUUGCUGGCUCUAGCUUACCUUGUCGACUGGAAGGCGAAAUAGCAGACCUAGUGGUGCUUGGUGAGAUUCCAAAGGAAAUUGAUGGAACAUUCUACCGUGUCAUGACGGAUCCUCUCAUGCCUCCGCACCCAAAGAAUGUUCCUUUGGAUGGUGAUGGGAAUAUAUCAGCAUUUCGCUUCGAGAACGGCAGGGUCGACAUGAAAAUGCGAUAUGUCGAGACGGAACGUUAUAUCCUGGAGCGCAAGGCCAACAGAGCUCUGUUUGGUCUGUAUCGAAACCCGUUUACUCAUCAUCCUUGUGUCCGUGCCGCAGUAGACUCAACUGCAAAUACAAACCUGGUCCUCUGGGCAGAUCAAUUCCUUGCUUUAAAGGAAGGCGGUUUGCCGUAUUCAGUGGAUCCCCACACUCUCGGUACUAUUCGAUAUGAUCCCUUUGGGCCCCAGAUUCGCGCGAAGACAUUUACCGCACACCCGAAAGUGGAUCCUUACACCAAUGAGCUUGUUGUGUUUGGUUAUGAGGCAAAAGGACUUGCAAGCAGCGAUAUAGUCAUUUAUGCCCUCGAUAGCAACGGCAUCAAGCACGACGAACAGUGGGUGAAAUCGCCGUGGGUCGCUCCGAUCCAUGAUUGCGCCAUUACUCCUCACUGGCUCAUUCUGUGCUUGUGGCCAUUCGAAGCAAGUGUGGAGCGUAUGAAGAAAGGAGGUCACCACUGGGCGUGGGAUUACAGUCUCCCCGCUACUUUCAUUAUUGUUCCGAGACGAUCCUCCACUCCCUUGCCCCUGGGCUGGAAACCAGGAGAGUAUCGUGUCUACCACUGGCAAAACUCAAUGCUGAUUCAUACUGCUGGUGCUUGGGAAAGCGAGGAUGGCGGGACACUUUAUCUUGAGACAUCUCGUGUUCAUGACAAUGCCUUUCCGUUCUUCCCUCCUGACGAUGGACGCAUGCCUGCGCCGAAUGCGAAAGCGGACUUUGUGCGCUGGACAUUUGACUUGUCGAAGGAAGGUGGAGCUGUACCGGAUCCUGAUGUCAUUCUAGACGUUCCAUCAGAGUUCCCGCGUCUAGACGAGCGCUUCCUGUCAAAACCGUACGACGUGGUGUUUUUGAACGUGUUUAUCCCCGAUCGGGCGGACGGCUCAGGCAAAAAUCUGUUUCACGGCCUUAACGGCCUAGCCAUGCAACGUCACUCAACUGGAGAGACUCGUUACUUCUACGCUGGUGAUAACUCUCUGGUUCAAGAGCCUAUAUUCAUCCCGCGGUCCGAACACGCAGUCGAAUGCGAUGGAUGGGUGAUGGCAAUGGUAGAGCGCAGAGAAGCUAAUCGAAAUGACAUAGUUGUGAUCGAUACGAGACAUUUCGAAAAGCCCAUCGCGAUCAUAAAAUUGCCUUUUCACGUUAAAGCGCAGGUGCAUGGGAAUUGGAUUGAUCAGUCUAGAUUGAAGGAGCGCAAGAGACUAGUAAGGGAUCCCGAUAAUGUGAAGAUCAGUGGCCUUGGAGCACUGGAGCAAUUGUAG